Molecule: messenger RNA, 510 nt
Organism: Lasiodiplodia theobromae
Lineage: Eukaryota; Fungi; Ascomycota; Dothideomycetes; Botryosphaeriales; Botryosphaeriaceae
Product: Ubiquitin conjugating enzyme
Exons: 2
Coding region: 1-510 (169 amino acids)
Cellular component (GO): endoplasmic reticulum; cytosol
Source: RefSeq, a predicted model, not a curated record
AUGGCCGGCUCCGCCCCCUCGGUCGCGUCGAAGCGGCUGUUCCACGAGUACAAGGCGCUGUCGUCGGACCCGCCGGAGGGUAUCACGGCGGGCCCCGUGAGCGAGGACGACAUGUUCGUGUGGGAGGCGCUGAUCCAAGGGCCCGAGGGCACGCCCUUCGACGGCGGCAUCUUCCCCGCCGAGCUCAAGUUCCCCAAGGACUACCCGCUGGCGCCGCCCACGAUGCGGUUCCUGUGCGACAUGUGGCAUCCGAACGUGUAUCCUAACGGCACCGUUUGCAUCUCGAUCUUGCACCCGCCGGGCGACGACCCGAACCACUACGAGCACGCGUCGGAGCGGUGGAGUCCCAUCCAGAGCGUCGAGAAGAUCCUCAUCUCGGUCAUGAGCAUGCUGGCCGAGCCGAACGACGAGAGUCCGGCAAACGUGGACGCGGCGCGGAUGUGGAGAGAGAAGAGGGGCGAGUAUGAGAGGAUCGUGAAGGAUAAUGUCAGGAAGGGUUUGGGAUUGUAA